CAGAAAGGUCAACAAUAUCAUGAAAACAACAUGGCAUCUCUUGUACGUUCUUUUUCUGCAGGGGUGCCGAUUCGAACAUUAUUUAAUAAUGUGACUUGCUCAUUUGGAGCUGUAAUAAUAUCUAAAAGAAAUAAAUCAUGGUAUCCUGAUGCAGAAUUUUUUGAACAGUUUGAGGGGCCUGUUAUGUAUCCUCAAUAUUUUCCACCUGGCAUAAAAUGGCGUCCACCACGUUAUAAAGAAUAUGUUCCACCAGUGGAGAAAAAAAUACAAAACAUGAUUUUAAACUUUGGGCCACAACAUCCUGCUGCUCAUGGUGUGUUACGUUUGUUAUUGGAACUUGAUGGUGAAACUGUUGUAAGAAGUGACCCUCAUAUUGGACUUUUGCAUAGAGGAACUGAAAAAUUAAUAGAAUAUAAAACUUACACGCAAGCCUUACCUUAUUUUGAUCGACUGGACUAUGUAUCCAUGAUGGUUAAUGAACAGUGCUAUUCUUUAGCUGUUGAAAAGCUUUUAAAUAUUAAAGCUCCUCCUCGUGCACAAUGCAUCAGAGUUUUAUUUGCUGAGAUUACUAGAAUUUUGAAUCACAUCAUGGCAGUUGGAACUCAUGCUCUUGAUGUUGGUGCUUUAACUCCUUUCUUCUGGUUGUUUGAAGAAAGAGAAAAAUUAAUGGAAUUCUAUGAGCGAGUAUCUGGAGCACGAAUGCAUGCUGCCUACAUUCGUCCUGGUGGUGUGAGUCAAGAUCUUCCUAUUGGACUUCUAGGGGAUAUAUAUGAGUGGUUGGAUAAAUUUGGUCAGAGAGUUGAUGAAAUGGAAGAUUUAUUGACGGAUAAUCGUAUCUGGAGAGCAAGAACUAUUGACAUCGGAAUUGUUUCUUCUGAAGAUGCUUUGAAUUAUGGUUUUAGUGGUGUGAUGUUGAGAGGCUCGGGCAUCAAAUGGGAUCUUAGGAAGACACAGCCAUAUGAUGGUUAUGAAAAUUAUGAAUUUGAUGUACCAAUUGGAACUAAAGGUGACUGCUAUGACCGUUAUCUUUGUCGUGUUGAAGAAAUGAGGCAGAGCAUGAGAAUCAUUGAACAAUGUAUAAAUAAAAUGCCACCUGGAGAAAUAAAGGUUGAUGAUCAUAAAGUAGUUCCUCCAUCAAGAAGUGAGAUGAAGACUUCCAUGGAAUCACUUAUUCACCACUUCAAGAUAUUUACUCAAGGUUAUCCUGUACCACCUGGAGCAACAUAUACAGCUGUUGAAGCACCAAAAGGAGAAUUUGGUGUCUACUUGGUUUCUGAUGGCUCCAGUAGACCAUACCGUUGUAAAAUUAAAGCACCAGGAUUUGCUCACUUGGCUGCUCUCGAUCAUAUAGGAGAAAGACAUAUGUUAGCCGAUAUUGUUGCUAUUAUUGGUACUUUGGAUGUAGUUUUUGGGGAAAUAGAUCGUUAAUUACUUAGUUAAUAAAAUUAUACAACAAUGUAAAUAUGUUUAAAAAAAUUGAACUAUGGACUUUGAGAUUGUUGCAAACUGCACAUGAAAUGUAAAGCUGUGAAUAAAUAAAAAGAGCUGAAGUUUCUUAUUCA
Molecule: messenger RNA, 1562 nt
Organism: Argiope bruennichi
Lineage: Eukaryota; Metazoa; Arthropoda; Arachnida; Araneae; Araneidae
Gene: ND-49
Product: NADH-ubiquinone oxidoreductase 49 kDa subunit-like
Exons: 12
Coding region: 31-1428 (465 amino acids)
Biological process (GO): mitochondrial electron transport, NADH to ubiquinone
Molecular function (GO): quinone binding; NAD binding; NADH dehydrogenase (ubiquinone) activity
Source: RefSeq, a predicted model, not a curated record